Molecule: messenger RNA, 3776 nt
Organism: Anopheles funestus (African malaria mosquito)
Lineage: Eukaryota; Metazoa; Arthropoda; Insecta; Diptera; Culicidae
Product: ceramide kinase
Exons: 8
Coding region: 323-2218 (631 amino acids)
Molecular function (GO): kinase activity
Source: RefSeq, a predicted model, not a curated record
CGGUGUGACAUAAGAUUCGUUAAAAAAUGAUUGUUUUUCAAUUGCUUCGUUAAAACACCAGCGGGCCAAGCAGUGGCAAGAAAACCUUGACAAAAUCCUUCAGCUGUCCAGCGGGCAACGAACGGCACGACGGUCGGCCCCAGUAGGAGCAAAGUUAGUUUAGCUGAUUAAGUGACCGUUCGGUACAUUUCACUACUAUAGUUUUUGCCACACCACUGUUAAAAAAAACAAAGAUUCAAGAUCUAUGUAAGCUUCUGGAGCGAAGAAAGCAGGGAUUCCGCCCCCAGUAUUCGUGUGCUGCGAUUUUGCGUUCAUUUCCGCAAUGGACAAAGAACAUGAAGUUUUGCUCAAUGCGUUUGUGAUAGCCAAGAAGCGGUAUCGUGUGUUCUAUAACGCGGGCAUCCUAGUGUGGGAAGAUGAAUCUUCCAAGAAAGCCAAAACGACCGUACCGAUAGCGGAUGUACUUUCGGUGGCCGUAUCUAAACUCCCCCACGCCAAUGGCAAACAAUGGAUGAAACGCAGCAAAACACCACCGUCAGCACCAGCGGCAGUGCCAAUAGCACGGAAUGAAGCCCACGGCAGCCUAGACAGCGAUCGUAUUCCAGUGCUGUCGGGCUCAACCACAACCAACACGCUUGCGACGAACGCUAGCAACAACAUUCCGCACAAUCACAGCAAUCGAGGCAGUCUGAAUGAAUUAUCCGACUCGAACGACGAUCGCCGGGAAACGAAUGAAUACUUUGAUGCUGGGAUCCAAGCGGGAAAUUUCAACUAUUUAAUCAUCCAUUAUGCUGCACUUGUUUGUUCGAAAAGCAAUCGUUGGCGUGUGAAAUCGGUUGCCUUGCACAACAGCGAACAUCGUAUCGUGGAACUGUGGUACAAUCGUCUUUCGAGCGAUCUAAAAGAUCAAAACCGGCCCAAAAAUUUGCUUCUGUUUCUGAACCCUUACGGUGGCAAAAAGAAUGCGCUGGUCCUGUACGAACGGUUUGCCAAGCCACUGUUCCGGUUGGCCGAUGUUGACAUUAAUUUAAUUAUAACACAACGCGCUCAACAGAUCUUCGAUAUCAUCACCUCCAAGAGUAUCGCGUUGGACAAUUAUGAUGGGCUGGUUUGCUGCGGUGGUGAUGGCACGUUUGCCGAACUGUUCAAUGGAUUGGUCACGCGUACGAUGAUAGAUCACGGUAUCGAUGUGAAAUAUCCGCCGUUCCUACCGAAACCUAACAUUCCGAUCGGCAUCAUUCCUGCCGGCAGUACCGAUACGGUGGCCUGCUGUCUGAACGGUACCACCGACAUAAAGACUUCGAUUAUACACAUCAUACUGGGACAACACAGCGGCCUUGACAUAUCUGCCAUCUACGAUGCGGAUGCUGUUGCACGGCAUGAUGAUGAGUCACCGUCCUCGACGGGCAAACCGCGACCCCAGCUGCUGAAACUGUUCGCCAGUGCUCUGUCGUACGGUUACUUGGGUGACAUUGCGUACGAUAGUGAAAAGUAUCGCUGGAUGGGACCAAAGAGAUACGAUUAUUCGGGAUUUAAGAAAUUUCUCGCCAAUCGAGGUUACAAUGCAGAAAUUGUAGUACAGCUUGAUCGACGGGGAAAGCAAGAUCCCAACGAUGGUAUCCGCUGCCUGGACAAAUGUAAUCGCUGUAAAAAGGCUUUUCGUGGACAGGGUAGUGAAGACGGUGGCACUAGCUUCGAAGAUACUGACACGGAGCCACUGGUAGUGCGAGGAAAGUUCCUUAUGGUGAGCGGUGCUAACAUUUCUUGCUCGUGCGAACGAAGUCCACAGGGAUUUUCGCCUUACUGCCAUCUGGGUGAUGGAUUGCUAGAUUUGGUGCUUGUACGUCAUACAUCGAUGUUUAACAAUCUACGACUCCUGCUGACAAUGACAUCGAAAACGAAGAAACUUAGUGAACUACCGUUUGUGGAAAUUUAUCGUACGAAAGAGUUUCGGUUCAUGGCAAACCGUCAGACAGAGCUGAAUGGGGGUGAAGUUGCACCAGCAAUAUCCUCCGAAACAAUGCGGCGCUCGAAAUGGAACUGUGAUGGAGAAGUUUUGCUGAACACGAAUAUAGUCGUUGAGUCCAAUUGCCAGUUGAUACAAGUUUUUAGACGAGGAAUCUUACCUACUGGCAGUACCGGUCAUGGUGGAUCGGAACAACGCAAUGCUUUGGAUACGGACGAUAAAGAAUCCUGCUGUUUUGGCCUAUGUAACUAAGUUGGACUUCUCUUGCCGGGUAGUUUGUUUUGAUUCGAUUUCGACAACUAGUAUUCAACUGGGGAAUUCAGUUUUACAACUGUGCCUGUGUCUAUUAAGUGCCGCAACCUGUAUGGCAAAUUAGUUCUUUUGUAUUGCUAUCUUAGUUCCUUCUUUCUGAAGCUGUAUCGUAAACGAUAGACUGUGAUCAUAUCUUUAUUAUUAUUUGUAUUACUCUCUAUAACUACUGCAGCAGCUGUUACAGCGCACACGAACACUGCUAUAACGGACGAAAAUUUCUUAUCAGAAGGAAUUAUUUUGAAAAUCAAUUUGUUCGAACAAACCAUUUCAUAUGGAAUAGGAUAGGCGUACCGCUUUUAACAUAAUUCAUCUUGCCGAGAUUUUUUGUUUUGUUUUAUAAGACACCUUCAACGUUUAAGCAAUUUUAGAGUGUGUAAAAUGGACAAUAUCAUUAGAAAGAUGAAUGUUAACGAUUAGUAACACAAGGUACGAUUCAUCAUCAUACCCAAGGACUUAACGAGAAUUUGCAUUUGCUCAAUCGGAACGGAAUUGGAAAUUGACCUUUGGUGUAGUUGUAUUUUAACAUAUUCAUACAGUUCGUGUCAUCUGGACAUUGUGCACACGAUAAAGUCGUGCUCAAAAUAAGGAAAUAAUUAUUUUGGAAACAAAAAAAAAAACUACAACUACAGCAAACAAUUGAUGAUGCGCUUAGGAGACGUUAUAAAACAAGCUGCUCAAAACAUCUACACAGCGUUCGGUUCAAUUUAACUGAAAGUAUCUUACGAACGAAAACUGUUGAACUAAUAUUCUUAACGGUUGUUCCACUGGUGAAACUACGGUUCCUUCGCAGAGCAAUAAGUAUUUCCCUUUUGUAGUAUUGUAGUAUUCCGAAUGUAGUAAAGCAAUAUAGCGCCUGGUUUUUGGGCCCAUUCAUGCAAUAAUCGGGAAAAUGAUUACCUUACAACGUAGAGCUUAACGAUUGCAGAAUCGCCGUAACCUUUUCUUUUUUACCUUGAUCACAAGUAAUCGCUAGUAUGAAUUUUCGUUCCAUGUACAUAAUACUAAUACAACUGUCAAGUAAAAGCAUUCCAGAAGUCAGAUUGUAUUUUCCUUUCCUAUUACUUUCUAUCUGCCAUGUGAUGAUUAUAUUUCCUUUCGUCAAUUAUGUCGCAAAUGGUGUGAGAAGCAAUAAUGUUUAAUGGACUAACACAACCACUUAGAUCAAUAGAAAUGGGCUCGGACCGAAUGAUUCUAUACGAUAGCGUAGGUUAGAAAUGUAAUCUUUAAUGAAAAAAAUAAUUGUGAUUUAUUUGGAAUGGGGUCUGAUAGAUUCAGUAGAAGGAUGUAACAAAGUAGAACUCACAAAGACUUGAGCUCAUUCCCCGAUUGCGGUAGGGCGAAGGAAGAAGCUGCCUUAAAAACAGAGGAAAGAUAAAUGUAAUUCGGUAGCGUGUAAAUUCUUUUUCUAGACUCUUGCGUAAGGGAUUGAAAUAGGUGAACCAUUAUGAUGCUCAAUGCUAAUAAAAUCAAAUUUCCUACAACGGUUUAUUGUACAAUA